Camelina sativa (false flax) is the source of this 512-nucleotide messenger RNA. Lineage: Eukaryota; Viridiplantae; Streptophyta; Magnoliopsida; Brassicales; Brassicaceae. The record is from RefSeq and is a predicted model, not a curated record.
AGAAAGAAGAAAGAACAUAACAAUAAUUUUACACGUAUGGGAACUAAAAAGAUUCCCAAAACCCGCAACGGGAACAUUGUUCUUGUACUUAUCAUCACCAUAAUGAUGGUGACUCACUCCCAUGGAUUUAAACUAGAGAUCUGCAACGAGCUCGAGGGAAGGUACAGGAGACUUGUGUACAAAUGCUGGUCCCGCGACAACGAUUUUGGGUGGCGACAGAACUGGCCAGAUCAGAUCAGGGACUGGUCCUUCGCCAUGUCGCUAUUCCACACCUUCUUCUACUGCCACUUCCAUACAGGGUACGGGCGCGUGGAUAAGCAGCUAGUAGCGUCGUGGAAUAUGAAAGAGCAGUGUGGGGACAGGAGCACAUGCACUUGGGUUGUUAAGAAGGACGGACUCUACUUGAGACAUUGGAAGACCAUAUAUUAUAGUAACAAGUAUGGUAAUGAGAGGUGGAAUGAGUAUGUUCAACAUGAUAUCCUCAAGAAAUCUUGGAGCUAAAUUAACAACUU